Tinamus guttatus (white-throated tinamou) is the source of this 13178-nucleotide messenger RNA. Lineage: Eukaryota; Metazoa; Chordata; Aves; Tinamiformes; Tinamidae. The record is from RefSeq and is a predicted model, not a curated record.
AGGUUGUCCCAAAACUGUAAGACGACUAGCAGAAGAGAACACUCCCGCGAGUGGUAACUCACCGCUGGACUUCCAGGACACUGUCUCGCUGAAAGAAAGGAUGGCUAUGUACCAGGCUGCUGUGUCCAAGGUAGAGAGCAGCAGCUCCUUCGCUAAUGCUUCAGAGGAAACAGAGUCAUGUACCGUGCCUGGCGGCCUUGCAAGAGUAAAGAAACAGUUUGAGAAAGGCCAGAUGACCUCAGCACAAAACGCCUUUGCUCAGUACCAGCACAAGUCUGUACAGGAGAUGUCAAGUAGCAGUCAACGCACAGUAUCAAGUAGCCACAGGGAAACUGAAGGCAAUGAAAUCACCUCCAAAGAAAGUCACAUGGAAACCCUUCAAACGGAAGAGAUUUCUCAUCGUGAGCAAAUUACUCAUGAGAGAAAAGAGGUUUCUACAGUCUUACAGCACAAUGAUGAAACAGUAGUCAAUGCAGCUAUGAAUGAAGAGUUCCCAAAGAUUUCAACACAGGUUUUAAAGCAGCAAUUUGAAAAGACAGCUCGGGAAAAGGCUGUUCACUCUGACAAGGAGACUGCAACACCUGCCAAGCAAGCAAAGAUUGAAAAUGGGUACCAGGAAGCUAUAUGGCCUUCAGCAGUUAGUUGUUCUUCCACCACUACAACUUCAGCAAGCAGACUCCAUGAAACUUCGACAGCCAGGAGAAAGCAGUACGGAACCAUUGCCUCUGCGAUGCCUAACACCAGGUCCCCUAAGUAUGGAAACACAGAAAACUUUCCCGCUACUUUCACACCAGCUCCAUUGGAAACGACAGAGAUUUCCCAGUCCCCUGAACAACCCACCUCUCCAAAGUCCACUAUCCCCAAAGAUCUGUACUCAAAGCAAAGAAAUUUAUAUGAAUUAAAACGCCUAUACAAACAUAUUCACCCAGAACUAAGGAAAAGCUUAGAAAAGGAUUACUUAAAUGAGAUCUCUGAUAUUUUAUCUAGUGAAUCUGAAGCAAGGAAUAUAACGUCAGGAGAUGUACAACAGGCUAGAUAUGUUUUUGAAAACACUAUUAUCCCUCAAAAGUUUACAGGCUCAGAAAAAGAAUAUAUAGAAUGGGAUGAAAUCCUAAAAGGUGAGGUCCAGUCUAUGAGAUGGAUCUUUGAGAACCAACCUUUAGAUUCAAUUAAAGAUGACUCUCCAGAUCCAGACAACGUUAAAAGCAUUGCAGAGCAAGAAAUCAUUGCAGGUGGAGAUGUUAAAUACACAACCUGGAUGUUUGAGACUCAGCCUAUUCAAGCACUGGGUGCACAAUCUUCAGAAUCUGCAGAAACUACAGACAAGAUCCCAGAAUUAGCUAGAGGAGAUGUCCGCACAGCCACAUGGAUGUUUGAAACCCAGCCACUGGACUCUAUGAAUAAAAUUUAUCAUGAUGAAGAACAGACAUCAGAUGAGACUUGUGUUAGAGAAAUUUCUGGUGGUGAUGUAAAAACUGUGAAGUACAUGUUUGAAACACAGAAUCUGGAUAAACUUGGGCAGCUAUACUCAGUGGAUGAAGUUAAUUUGCUGCAGCUGAGGUCUGAGCUUAAGGAGAUUAAAGGAAAUGUGAAGAGAAGCAUAAAGCAUUUCGAAACUCGCCCAUUGUAUGUUAUCAGAGACAACCUAGGUCAAAUACUGGAGAUUAAAACUGUCCACCGAGAAGACAUUGAAAAGGGGGACGUCAGAACAGCACGCUGGAUGUUUGAAACACAGCCCUUAGACAGGAUUAAUAAAGACCCAGUGGAAAUUAAAGUUUUACGAGGAAUCUCUAUGGAGGAAAAUGUCAAAGGUGGCGUGCACAAGGCAAAAUGGUUAUUUGAAACACAGCCUUUGGAUACUAUUAAAGAGGAUUCUGAGGAAAUGAUCACUCAGAAGGAAACUAUUCUAGGGACUGAUGUUUCCAGAAAGUGCUGGAUUUUUGAAACCCAGCCUCUUGAUACUCUAAAAGAGAACGAUGACGCGUCUCGUCCCCUCCCUGAAGAAAUAAUAGGAGGUGAUGUAUCUGGUACUAAACAUUUAUUCGAAACUUUGCCAAUGGAUGCAUUAAAGGACAGUCUAGAUGUUGGUAAGCUUCAAAAGGUGGUUGCUACUGAGGAAGAAAAAGGUGAUGUAAGACAUCAGAAAUGGGUUUUUGAGACUAAACCUCUUGAACAGAUCAGAGAAGAAAGAAAAGAAUUUGUCAGAACUGUAAAGCUUGAAGAAAUUGACAGAGGUGAUGUGAACGCCUACAAAAAUAUAUUUGAAUCGAGCAAUUUAAAAAAAUAUGAUAAAUCACAAAGAAUCCAUGUGGAGGGUGUAAUACGAGGAGCUGUAGAGCUGAACAAAGCUCUUUUUGAAACAACUCCUCUCUACGCAAUUCAAGACAGUCACGGUAAAUACCAUGAGGUUAAAACAAUCAGGCAAGAAGAAAUUUUAAGAGGUGACGUAAGGAGCUGCAGGUGGCUUUUUGAAACAAGGCCUCUUGAUCAAUUUGAUGAAAGUGAUAAAAAAAUCCAAAUCAUCAAGGGAAUAUCUUCACAAGAAGUAAUUUCUGGUGAUGUGAAAACAGCUAAAUGGUUGUUUGAAACUCAGCCUCUUGAUGCAAUUAAACAUUUUAGUGAUAUGGGAGAAGAAGAAAUUAAAGCAGAACAGAGGAUAGACAUUGUUAAAGGAGACGUAAAAACAUGUAGAUGGCUUUUUGAAACACAGCCAAUGGAAUCACUGUAUGACAAAGUUGAAGUGGUGACAGACAGUGAAGAAAUACAUAAAGGAGAUGUCAAAACCUGUACUCAGCUCUUUGAAACACAGCCACUGGAUGCAAUAAAAGAUGGUUCAGAAAUAACAGAAAAGCUACACACUGUGAAUCGGGAGGAUAUUCACGGAAGUGAUGUCCGUACAGCAUGUUGCCUUUUUGAAACAGAAAACCUAGAAAAUAUACAAGGUGAAGAAGGGAAGGAGUUAAAAAGAAUAAUGGAAAUUGAUAUUCAGCCUGGGGAUGUCUCAACUAUGAAGCAAAAAUUUGAAAACCACUCAUUAGACUCCAUAAAUUUCAGUUCAGAGGAAGUUCUGGAAAAAAUUAAAACUAUUCAAAAACAGGAAAUACAGAAAGGAAAUGUUUUACAUUGCCGAUGGCUUUUUGAAAAUCACUCCAUUGAUGAUAUAAAAGAAAAUCAGGAAAACAGUGCCUCAGUCAAAACUGUAACAGAUAUAAAGGGGGGCAAUGUGAGAAAAAGUUGUUUUAUUUUUGAGACCUUCUCUUUGGACCAAAUUAGAGAUGAAUCUGAAAACAUCAGCACCAAGAAAACCAUCAGUGAGGAGGAAAUAACAAAGGGAAAUGUUAAAAACUAUAGAAUGAUGUUUGAAAAUCAAUCACUCUACGCAAUCCAGGACAAAGAAGGGAAUUAUCACGAAGUAACAACAGUUAAAAAGGAAGAUGUGAUUCAUGGAGAUGUACGUGGGACAAGGUGGUUGUUUGAAACAAAACCUUUAGAUUCUAUUAAUGAAUCAGAUAAUGUAUACAUUAUUCGAGCUGUCACCCAGGAAGAUAUUCAGAAAGGAGAUGUGAGCUCUGUCAGGUACAGAUUUGAGACUCAACCAUUGGAUAAAAUUUCAGAAAAUGAAAAAAUAAUUGUGCCCGCUAUCUGCAGUGUUGUAGGGGCUGAUGUGAAGGCAAACAAACGAUUAUUCGAGUCUGAAGAGCUAAGUAAGGGCACAUAUGUAAGAACUGUGAGUGUCAGUGAAGUCCAACAUGGCAAUGUCAAAACUGCCACAUGGUUAUUUGAGACACACACUCUAGAUGAGAUUAGAGCAGAGGGGUCAGAAUAUAAAGAUGUUCAAACAGUCACAAAGGAAGAUGUGCAAGAAGGUGAUGUUCAGCAUGCAGUGUGGGUUUUUGAAAAUCAGCCACUGGAUUCUAUUAAAGAAACUGAUGAAAGUGAAGUAAGAACAUCCAGGGAAGACAUUCCACAGGUGGAUGUUAAAACAACAACAUGGCUCUUUGAAACAACACCUUUCCACGAAUUUAAUGAAAGUAAGGUUGAAAAGCAAGAAAUUAUAGGCAAAAGUAUCAAAGAAACGCUAAAAGAGCUUUACUCUCAAAAAGUUGUGGAGUCUCAUGGAAUUAUCAUUGCGUCAGAUGAAAUUGGGGAUGUCAGAAUGGCAAAAUAUAAACUAAUGAAUCAAAAGGCACCAGAAAUACAGAAGGAAGAAAUUAUUAAAGGGGAUCUAGGCAACAUAAUGAUGAACCUGCUGUCCAUAAAAAACACUACCAAAAAAGAGAUUGUAGUAAAUGACGAUGAAAAAGGCAACGUUAAUUUGACCAAAACUCAGUUACUGAACAGAUCAGUAGAUGAUCAUGUUGAAAAAGAAGAGAUAGUGAGAGGUGAUAUACAGCAGGCUAUUAAAAAACUAUUUAGUAAGGAUAGCUCUGUAAAACAAGGAAUCUUAAUUCAGGAAAAUGAGAGAGGGGAUGUUAACAUGACAAUAUAUUCUCUCCUUCACAAAAAAGAUGGCCGCAAAAUGCGACGUGAUGAAGUGAUAGGUGGUGAUGUGAAACGUACCAUUCACAGCCUCCUGUCUUCUAUAGCAAAUAAUGAAAUACCAGAACGGGCUAAAAUAGAAGAAAAUGAGAGAGGCAAUGUUCAGUUUUUCACAACAUGCAUAGAAGCUGGAGCUCUGGACUAUUUGAAACUGUUCCAAACAGGGUCAGAUGAAACAUCUACAAAUGAGAAACAAGAGGAAGAUGAGGAAAUAAUUGCUGGUGAUGUAGAAGGCACAAAGCUGUUGCUAAAGAAACACAAGUCCCCCAUUCAACGUACAGUCGCUGAAGCUGACAUCAUCCCUGGAGACGUGUGUAAUGCAGUUAAAAGUUUCACGGCAGAGCCACAGGAUACAUCUAGUCACAUACAGAAAGAAGAAAUUAUAAAAGGUGAUUUGAAGGCAGCUUUAAAUUCCCUCAGCCAGGCCAUAAGUCAAACAACAGUUAAAGAAAAGGAAGAAAUUAUAAAAGCUGAUAUACUGGCAAUACUGAAGUCACUUGAAGAAGCAGCUUUUCAACUGAAAGAAGCAGAAAGGCCUGAGGUCAUACCUGGAGAUAUUAAGAGGACUAUUGAGUCCCUUGAAAAGGCAAUAAAUGCAAAAAUUAAAGUUCUAAAAACCGAUGUUGUUCAGGAGGAUCUCGAUUCAACAUUAAGGUCUUUAAAAGAAGCUCAGCUAUCUUUCAAGAGCAUAGGGAGAGGAGAUGUAAUCAACAGAGAUACUCAGACUGUUGUGCAAAAUGAGCUAGAAAUCUGUGCAGAAAGGAAAAUGGUACAAUCUGGAGAAAGGAAUCAGACAGAUAUAAAAGGAACUGCCAAACCAGCUUUUAAACCAUCUCAGCAAUUAGCACAUGGUAACAUGACCCAAAAUCAAGCCAAGUCAGUUAAAUCUCACCAUGAAUGUUACCAGCAAGUGCAGGCUAAAAAUGAGACUUUUCUGAAAGAAGCUGCAAAGGUUACUGAAAAGAUACAUUUAGAUCAGAGUACUGAGUCUCCUGAUAUUUAUCAUAUUAAAAAGAUGAAUUUACCUAAUUUGCAACAAAAGAGCACUGAGAAAGUGGAAGAGUCAAAGGAUAAAACCAGAGUCCAGCACAAAGCAGAAAAUGACACAAAAUCUCCUACUGAACAACAUAUGAAAAACCAGUCUACCUUCUGUGAAAAAGUGGGGAGAAAUCACGUGGCAAAGAGCAAAAUACAGCAAUCUCAGGAUCGUAGAGAAACUUUUGCCAUAAAAGAAAUGAACCCUGACCAAGUGCAAGAUGUAGUAACUAGAACAGCAGGACAGAGUGUCAAAGACGAAGUCACGCAGGAAACACACAGUAAUUUUAAGGAAACUGAGAGCAGGAAAAGGAUUGAUAUUCAUCAGCAAAAUAAGAAAUUAGUAGGCCAGUUUACUAGAAAGACUAAAAUAGAAGCUACUAAAUCAGAUGCUCGACUUUCAGUAAAAGCUCCUUCGAAUCCAGCCAAGAAUGUAAUUCAGAAAGACACAACAGAAAUGGAUUCCCUAUUCCCACCUCCACCAUCCCUUCCCCCAUCACCACCUCCUUCAGUUACAUCUUCUGAAGGUGAAUUUCCUCUGCCUCCUCCACCUCCUCCUCCUCUAACAUCAGAUAAACAGAUGUCUCUUUCACCACCAUUAUCUAGAGAAACAGCUGAGUUUGAUCAUUUUCCUCCUCCUCCACCACCACUGCCAAUAGAUGACAAAUCUGAAAGUGAGUUCCUAUCUGGUCUCCCUCUCCCACCACCUCCGCCCCAUCUUCUGAUUCCUCCUACAAUGCAACCAAGGCAAAACAAAAAGCACGUUCCUAAAUAUCCAGAAGAGUCACUGCUUCAUCCAGAGCAAAUUCAUGCCAGUACUGAAGUGGCAGGUAAAUCUACUGCAGUAGCAUCAUCACAAAACCACGCCAGAAGGGAGCCCACAAGGGGCCCGGAAGGUCUCAAGUCCAAAAUACCUCCUAUAUUUGAGCCAACAGUACUUCAUAUGCGCACAGAAACGGAUAUCACCAAAAUAUUAGCAGACAGUAGCAAGUCUGAAACUCUGAUGAAUGUGGUUAGUCAUAAACAGAAACAAGUGAGCAGUCACACAAGAGCAGAGGAGGGAGGACUACUCUCCUCUGCAGCAGAAAUGGCUGAUUAUUCACCCAAGGCUCAGGAAGAGAUUCUAUCAGUCCAGAAAAAAGAGACCUUUCCAGUGAUGAAAUCUCCUUCUGUUCCUUCAGAGAAUGAAGCACAAAUAAAACCCAAGCCUUAUAUUCGAAAAUUUGUAACUCCAUUAAUGAUAGCUGAAGAAAAAUAUAGACAGCAAAAGGAAGAGAGAGAGAAAACGGAAGUCAAAAUUUGCUGUGAGUCAGUCAGAACAAGCAACAAGGUUCAGGGAAGUCCAAACGAAACAUUAUUACAGAAACCAAACAAGCAAGAUCAAGGUCCUGCACAAGGCGCAGAAGCCCCAGGGAUACCAGAGAAAAGCACAAUUUCUGAUUCUGAUAUUCAUGUCAAUUUUCAAGCAAGAGGCUUCAGAGGUGAUAAAAAGCUAUCUGCAUCAUCAACCACCAAGCAGCUUCAGGAAGUUUUAGAAGCCUCAGAAGAAAAUCACAGUAGUAAAAAAGUACUACUGGGUGCAAAACAUAACCUGUCAUGUCAGAUGGAAAAAACGCAUCCCGAUCAGACAUUACCUAAGCCUGAGCAGCUGAAGAACGUGGAGCAACUGACCCAGCCUCAAAAUAAAAUCAGUCCCCCUACAUUCAAAGUUAAAACUAUUAAGGUUCCCAUCGGAGAGCAGAGCUUGCAGGAGACUCAUAAAGAUUCUGAAAUACAGCAAAAUGAGAUUAGAGCAGAGGGGUCAGAAUAUAAAGAUGUUCAAACAGUCACAAAGGAAGAUGUGCAAGAAGGUGAUGUUCAGCAUGCAGUGUGGGUUUUUGAAAAUCAGCCACUGGAUUCUAUUAAAGAAACUGAUGAAAGUGAAGUAAGAACAUCCAGGGAAGACAUUCCACAGGUGGAUGUUAAAACAACAACAUGGCUCUUUGAAACAACACCUUUCCACGAAUUUAAUGAAAGUAAGGUUGAAAAGCAAGAAAUUAUAGGCAAAAGUAUCAAAGAAACGCUAAAAGAGCUUUACUCUCAAAAAGUUGUGGAGUCUCAUGGAAUUAUCAUUGCGUCAGAUGAAAUUGGGGAUGUCAGAAUGGCAAAAUAUAAACUAAUGAAUCAAAAGGCACCAGAAAUACAGAAGGAAGAAAUUAUUAAAGGGGAUCUAGGCAACAUAAUGAUGAACCUGCUGUCCAUAAAAAACACUACCAAAAAAGAGAUUGUAGUAAAUGACGAUGAAAAAGGCAACGUUAAUUUGACCAAAACUCAGUUACUGAACAGAUCAGUAGAUGAUCAUGUUGAAAAAGAAGAGAUAGUGAGAGGUGAUAUACAGCAGGCUAUUAAAAAACUAUUUAGUAAGGAUAGCUCUGUAAAACAAGGAAUCUUAAUUCAGGAAAAUGAGAGAGGGGAUGUUAACAUGACAAUAUAUUCUCUCCUUCACAAAAAAGAUGGCCGCAAAAUGCGACGUGAUGAAGUGAUAGGUGGUGAUGUGAAACGUACCAUUCACAGCCUCCUGUCUUCUAUAGCAAAUAAUGAAAUACCAGAACGGGCUAAAAUAGAAGAAAAUGAGAGAGGCAAUGUUCAGUUUUUCACAACAUGCAUAGAAGCUGGAGCUCUGGACUAUUUGAAACUGUUCCAAACAGGGUCAGAUGAAACAUCUACAAAUGAGAAACAAGAGGAAGAUGAGGAAAUAAUUGCUGGUGAUGUAGAAGGCACAAAGCUGUUGCUAAAGAAACACAAGUCCCCCAUUCAACGUACAGUCGCUGAAGCUGACAUCAUCCCUGGAGACGUGUGUAAUGCAGUUAAAAGUUUCACGGCAGAGCCACAGGAUACAUCUAGUCACAUACAGAAAGAAGAAAUUAUAAAAGGUGAUUUGAAGGCAGCUUUAAAUUCCCUCAGCCAGGCCAUAAGUCAAACAACAGUUAAAGAAAAGGAAGAAAUUAUAAAAGCUGAUAUACUGGCAAUACUGAAGUCACUUGAAGAAGCAGCUUUUCAACUGAAAGAAGCAGAAAGGCCUGAGGUCAUACCUGGAGAUAUUAAGAGGACUAUUGAGUCCCUUGAAAAGGCAAUAAAUGCAAAAAUUAAAGUUCUAAAAACCGAUGUUGUUCAGGAGGAUCUCGAUUCAACAUUAAGGUCUUUAAAAGAAGCUCAGCUAUCUUUCAAGAGCAUAGGGAGAGGAGAUGUAAUCAACAGAGAUACUCAGACUGUUGUGCAAAAUGAGCUAGAAAUCUGUGCAGAAAGGAAAAUGGUACAAUCUGGAGAAAGGAAUCAGACAGAUAUAAAAGGAACUGCCAAACCAGCUUUUAAACCAUCUCAGCAAUUAGCACAUGGUAACAUGACCCAAAAUCAAGCCAAGUCGGUUAAAUCUCACCAUGAAUGUUACCAGCAAGUGCAGGCUAAAAAUGAGACUUUUCUGAAAGAAGCUGCAAAGGUUACUGAAAAGAUACAUUUAGAUCAGAGUACUGAGUCUCCUGAUAUUUAUCAUAUUAAAAAGAUGAAUUUACCUAAUUUGCAACAAAAGAGCACUGAGAAAGUGGAAGAGUCAAAGGAUAAAACCAGAGUCCAGCACAAAGCAGAAAAUGACACAAAAUCUCCUACUGAACAACAUAUGAAAAACCAGUCUACCUUCUGUGAAAAAGUGGGGAGAAAUGUAAGAGCAGAGAAAUCAGAAACAUACAAAGCUCUGAAGACAAACAUGUGCGACCACUUUCAAAAGCACGUGGCAAAGAGCAAAAUACAGCAAUCUCAGGAUCGUAGAGAAACUUUUGCCAUAAAAGAAAUGAACCCUGACCAAGUGCAAGAUGUAGUAACUAGAACAGCAGGACAGAGUGUCAAAGACGAAGUCACGCAGGAAACACACAGUAAUUUUAAGGAAACUGAGAGCAGGAAAAGGAUUGAUAUUCAUCAGCAAAAUAAGAAAUUAGUAGGCCAGUUUACUAGAAAGACUAAAAUAGAAGCUACUAAAUCAGAUGCUCGACUUUCAGUAAAAGCUCCUCCGAAUCAAGCCAAGAAUGUAAUUCAGAAAGACACAACAGAAAUGGAUUCCCUAUUCCCACCUCCACCAUCCCUUCCCCCAUCACCACCUCCUUCAGUUACAUCUUCUGAAGGUGAAUUUCCUCUGCCUCCUCCACCUCCUCCUCCUCUAACAUCAGAUAAACAGAUGUCUCUUUCACCAGCUAUAAUAAUAGCUAUUAAUAAUAGCCACACUAUUAAUAAUAAUAGUAAUAGCCAUAGCUAUAAUGUUAAUUUUUAUUUUUUUCCACCACCACUGCCAAUAGAUGACAAAUCUGAAAGUGAGUUCCUAUCUGGUCUCCCUCUCCCACCACCUCCGCCCCAUCUUCUGAUUCCUCCUACAAUGCAACCAAGGCAAAAGAAAAAGCACGUUCCUAAAUAUCCAGAAGAGUCACUGCUUCAUCCAGAGCAAAUUCAUGCCAGUACUGAAGUGGCAGGUAAAUCUACUGCAGUAGCAUCAUCACAAAACCACGCCAGAAGGGAGCCCACAAGGGGCCCGGAAGGUCUCAAGUCCAAAAUACCUCCUAAAUUUGAGCCAACAGUACUUCAUAUGCGCACAGAAACGGAUAUCACCAAAAUAUUAGCAGACAGUAGCAAGUCUGAAACUCUGAUGAAUGUGGUUAGUCAUAAACAGAAACAAGUGAGCAGUCACACAAGAGCAGAGGAGGGAGGACUACUCUCCUCUGCAACAGAAAUGGCUGAUUAUUCACCCAAGGCUCAGGAAGAGAUUCUAUCAGUCCAGAAAAAAGAGACCUUUCCAGUGAUGAAAUCUCCUUCUGUUCCUUCAGAGAAUGAAGCACAAAUAAAACCCAAGCCUUAUAUUCGAAAAUUUGUAACUCCAUUAAUGAUAGCUGAAGAAAAAUAUAGACAGCAAAAGGAAGAGAGAGAGAAAACGGAAGUCAAAAUUUGCUGUGAGUCAGUCAGAACAAGCAACAAGGUUCAGGGAAGUCCAAACGAAACAUUAUUACAGAAACCAAACAAGCAAGAUCAAGGUCCUGCACAAGGCGCAGAAGCCCCAGGGAUACCAGAGAAAAGCACAAUUUCUGAUUCUGAUAUUCAUGUCAAUUUUCAAGCAAGAGGCUUCAGAGGUGAUAAAAAGCUAUCUGCAUCAUCAACCACCAAGCAGCUUCAGGAAGUUUUAGAAGCCUCAGAAGAAAAUCACAGUAGUAAAAAAGUACUACUGGGUGCAAAACAUAACCUGUCAUGUCAGAUGGAAAAAACGCAUCCCGAUCAGACAUUACCUAAGCCUGAGCAGCUGAAGAACGUGGAGCAACUGACCCAGCCUCAAAAUAAAAUCAGUCCCCCUACAUUCAAAGUUAAAACUAUUAAGGUUCCCAUCGGAGAGCAGAGCUUGCAGGAGACUCAUAAAGAAUCUGAAAUACAAGUCCAAAAAACAAGCGCGUCCCAGGAAUAUAACAGGCUGCAAGAAAAUGCCUGUGUCAAACACAAAGGCAUACAAGUGAAAGCAAGCCUCCUAAAGAAAAAAGAUCCAAAACAAGAAAAUACACACAAAAAUUCUUUGUGUUCUUCACCACUGCAUACAGAGGAAAAAUGUGCAGUAGAUAUAGUAGAUAUUUUGAGAAAAAGAGAGGAACUGCAGGAAGUUUUGUGCAGGGUGAAACAGUUUGAAGAUGAGCCAAAUAGGAUUGGUCUAAAAACAUUUAAGACAUUUUUAAAUAUUAUCCCUGUAUGGCUAAUAGAUCAAGAAAGAAAAAAAUAUAUAGCUCAUAUAAUAACAGAAAAUAAUGCUGAAAAAAUGAAAGAAGAAUUAUCUGAUAUUAAAUAUCAAGCAAGCCAAAUGCUUGCUUCAUAUGAAGAUUCAAUCCAAACCGCUGUCUCCUCAAGAACAGUCAAAUCCAGAAAUAACAGCACUACUUAUCAGGGCACUUCCCAGAAAAUAUCAGGAAUUACUACUGGCUCCAAUAAAAAAGACCUGCAUAAAACCACAGGCUCUAUUGAAGCAGAAGCAGUGCAUCAGGAUGCUCAACAGCAGUCCAAUGGACUUGGCCAGACAGAAUCCAGGUCUUCUCCAGCACUAAGAAUGAGAUCCCCGUCUCCUACUUAUAUAACAAUUGAGUCUAGAAGGACAGACUCUCCUCUAAGGGAGGCACCGUCUUCCCCUACCCAAAGGGAAGGGACUUCAUUUCCUCUGCCGCCCCACAGAUCUGCAACAUCAAAAACUAAAAUUCGACAGCCACAGUCUUCCCCCUCUUCAAGAAGCCAAGCUGAGCAACUGGCUAAGCUGAAAGACACCACAGCAAAAUUAUCACAAGGCGCAACACAGCAUCAAGCUGUAAAUCCACUUCCGAUUGUAGAAAAAAGAUCAGAAAUCAUUAAAUCUCCUGCAACACUUCGCCGACAAAUUAAGAUUGAAAUGCACGCUAGGAAACCUUUAUCUUCUGUAAUGCCACCUGUAUAUGAAUCUCAAGUAACUGCUGGUACAGUAAAAAAUACACAAGAAACACAAGAAAAAAGACUACAUGCACUACAUGCAGAGAAAAACAAAUACUUGUGCCAAGACCGAUUAAACAUUCCAGAACACUUAGAGUCUCAGAGUGAAAGUUUAGAUUCCAUCUCAGUGACACGAAAAUUUGAGAGUCCUGGGAUUCAUCACCCAUCAGGGCUUAUUCACAGAUUCGAAGCAUCAGAGAUAGUAACACACACAAAAAAUGAGCCAACUACAGUAGUUGAGAGGUUACAUAAUGAAAGUGCAUAUGAAAAGGGUAAGCUUUUUGGAAAAACUGAGGACAAAGACAUAUUUGAAGUUAAGUCAAUGGAAAGAGAUUUCAGAAGUGGUGAAGUGAAUAGCAAAAUCAAGGACAGAACACACAUAUUUAACCGAGAUGAGUUCUGUAUGGACAAUCAAAGUCAGAAAGCUAAUUUCCAAAACUCUUCUUGCUGGCAGCUAAGAGAAACAAAACAAGAUAUAUCUUAUAAACCAGGGCAACGUAAAGAUAAAGAACAAUCAUUUCAACCUGCAAUACGUUUGGAAGCUAAGUCCCAUAACGAAUGUUCUUCUGACAGGGAUACAUUAACAAGCACAGUAGUUGAAUCAAGAACUGCAACCUCAGCCUCACAAAAUGUUGAUAGUAUGCAGUCAGGAUUUGGCUUCAAGCAUGCCCCUCCAACAUAUGAAGAUGUUAUCUCUGGACAUAUUCUGGAUAUUUCUACUACUGGUUCACCAGAAGAGCUACUGAAAAAUUUUCAGAAGACAUGGCAAGAGAGUGAACAAGUCUUUAAAAGUCUAGGUUACAGUGUCUCAGAUACUUCUGAAACGGAAAUGAGAAGCAGCUUCCAUGAGGAAGCAGAGUAUUUCAGUGAAACUACAGCUUCAGGAACAGGAAAUAUGCACACUUUGUCAACAGCGAGUUUACCCAAUGGAAUGCCUAGUCGCAGACAAGCAGAAUUUUCAUAAAACAUGUUUCCGAUGUCACCACUGUGGCAGCAAAUUAAGCUUGGGAAAUUAUGCAUCUCUCCAUGGACAAAUAUACUGUAAACCUCAUUUUAAGCAACUUUUCAAGUCUAAAGGAAAUUACGAUGAAGGUUUU